GCUGCGCCUACAAACGCUGCAACCUAGUUAGGGCGCACCGGAGGAUUUGGGACGCGGCCCGAGAGACAGAAACCCGCUGCUGCGCUUCAUUAGAGCCUCGGUGGGUCUCCAUCAUUCAUCCGUCCCACAGAGCCGAUCCACAGACCCGAUACCGAGCGCACGGAACCGGCAGAUGGACGGCACGCGUGCGCUCUGACGGCGGAAGCUCCACUCGUUCAUCUUCGGCUCGGUUCGGCGCUCCAAUCGCUGCUCGACCGUUCGCUAUUGUUCGGAUGCGCGACGCUGGGAAUCAAUUCGAUUCCCGACCGAACAUGAGUUCUGCUAUCCGCUGGGUUUUAUCGCUGUACUUCAUCAUCACCGUCAUCAUCACUCAGCACGCGGCUCCGUUCCAGGUAGCGUUGCAGGAUGACCGCCGGAUGCUGCUGUCGCUGGAUGCUGAUGAUGUGAGGCCCGACGUGUCUGUGUAUUCGGUGCGUGUUUCAGGAGAGCCGCACACGCACACGCUGCUGUUCACGCGACCCGCCGACGGUCAGACACUGCCGCAUCCGCUCCAGUUCAACGCCUCGUACCACGGCCUGUGCUACUCCAUCAGUCUGAUGCUCGGGAACGACAGCAGCGCAUCCAGAGCCGUCAGAACCGUCCCUGUGCUCACCAAGCCUCUUCCUCUAGACAGCGUUGAGAUCUCUGAUUACGGUCCGGCUCCAGAGACCGGCGUGGUGUUUCAGAUCCGUUCUCCAGACAGGAACAUCUACACGAGAGUAAACAUCAGCUACAUGGAGGGCCGUCAGCCACGCUACAUGCUGUAUAAAGAUUUCUUCAAAGGGAAGACAGUGUUUAAGCACUGGCUGUCGGGCACGUGUUACACCAACAUCAGCUUCCAGCUGGUCUCAGAGGCCACGGUCAACAGGAGCACGCUGGUGAGCCGCAGCGACGUUACCCAUGAGCCCCUGCGCCACCGCACCGUCCCGAAUCCUCCUCUCAACGUGUCGCUCAAAAUCAUCCACCUCAGCGGCCGAGGAGCAUCUGGAUCUGACCUGCACGCGGCUGUUCUGAAGGCUUCCCACAAUGCAUCAGUCCUUCGGCGGGCACGUGACAUUCCUGCGGCUGAAGAACAGGAAGAGGAAGUGAACAGUGAGGAGAUGAGCGUCACACAGAUGCCGAUGAACGAGUCCGUCGCCAUCUACAGCAGCACAGCCGAACCCGCGCCUGACAACAGCACUGAGCCGCUGUGGGCGGAGCCGACGGGAAGCUCCGCCCCCACAGAGGAGGAGGAGUUUGUGAACGCACUGAUGCCAGAAUAUGAGGACUCUAAUGAGCCAGGGUCAGCGAUGGACGUGACCUUUGAAGCCAAUGUGAUGCCCAUCCUGCUGGAGCUGCGCUGGUUACCGCCACGGCCACCCACCGCGUUCGAUGGAUUCAACAUCUACAUCUACCGCGAUGGAAACUCCACCGAAACGGCGACGGUGGAUGAGAACACACACGAGUUCUUCACCGAGCUCUCCGAAGCAGGAACGUAUGGCGUUCACGUCACGACGCUCAGUUCGUCUGGAGACUGCGAGGCCCGAGAGAGUUCAGCCGACACCAGAUUCACCUUCUACAUGAGUCCGGCGGGUGAGUGGAUGGAGCAGCCGCAGGAGCGUCCGCAGGAGGUCAGUGUGAAGAUGCUGGACUGCAGCACGGCUGCUGUGUCCUGGGCUCCGUCUCGUCACAGAUAUAACAGCAGUCUGAUCUCGGUGCUGUCGCUCACCUGUCUGCGGCCCAGCAUCAGCCAGCGCAUGGAGAACACCUACUGCUCCGAGGAGAACAUCACCAGUGACAUCAUCAGCAGCCUGACCCCCGGCGCUCAGUACAGAGUGCUGGUUUAUCACACGAACGGGCCGCUGGUUAGUCCCCCGUCUGAACCAAUCAUCAUCGACAUCGAGCCGACAGGUGUGCGUGAUCUGGUUGUUUAUCCGCUCAGUCCCAGCGCUGUCAUCCUCAGCUGGCGGCGGCCGUAUAACGUGGCCUUCAGAAAGUACGUCCUGCAGACCUUCUUCUUCAACUCGGCCACGCAGACGUCUCAGUGGAGCACUUACUACGAGAUCGCCGCCACCGCGUCCGUCAUCGCCUCUGUGAGAGUGACGGAUCUGCUGCCGGCCUGGUUCUAUCAGUUCCGCGUGACGAUGGAGACAUGGUCCGAGCCGGCGCUGGUCUGCUGUGACGCUUCCACCGUCAGCUUCGUCACAGCUCCCGAAGCGCCUCACAUCUCGACGGUGGAGUACUCUCACGGGACGUUGUUCGUGCGCUGGACUUACGGCGAUCUGUUCACCGAUCUCUCGCACUCACGCUUGCUGCACUGGCAGCUGACGGCCGAGGCGAAGAAGAGCGCGAGGAGACGCUACUCCAUCCACGUGACUCGCAACAUGAUGAAGGCGUCUCUGGCUCUUCCUCCCGGAGACAUCUACAACCUGACCGUGUCCGCCUGCACCGAGACGAGCCACAACACAUCUGCGCCGCACAUCAUCAAACUCGAACCGGCUCCUCCGAAGUCGCUGUACGUGGUCAACGCCACCGACGCGGCCGUCACGCUGCUCUGGACGGAGGACGGCGUCGUGGACUUCUAUCAGAUCGUCUGCAGACCGCUGCGAGUCAACAGAGAGAGCAAAAAGGUGCGCGAGCCGCUGCUCACCGCCGCUUGUGUCGUGACCGUGUCAGGACUGCAGCCGUCCUCUUCAUACAACUGCAGCGUGAUCAGCAGCAGCUACAGCAGCGCCAGUGAGCCGGCGUUCAUCACCGUCAGCACAUCCGUGCGCGAGAUGAACCCGAGUGUUGCGGCGAUCUCUGCGCUGGCGGUUCUCAGUGUUCUGCUCAUCAGUUUGCUGGUGCUCUUUCUGCUGGUGCUGCGCAAGAAACACAUGGAGCUGAGCCGGGAGUGCGGCGCUGAAACCUUCGUGAAUUUCGCCUCUUUCGAGCGAGACGGGAAGCUGCCGUAUAACUGGAGCAAAACAGCACUGAAGAAGAGGAAACUAACCAGUCCCGUUCAGCUCAGUGAUUUUGAGGCUUACAUCAAAGACAUGAGCAAAGACUCGGCGUACAAGUUCUCGCUGCAGUUUGAGGAGCUGAAGAGCGUCGGUCUGGAUCUGUCUCAUGAAGCGGCUGAUCUGCCUGUCAACAGACCCAAGAACCGCUACACCAACAUCCUGCCCUAUGAUUUCAGUCGGGUGAAGCUGAUCUCUCUGCACAACGAUGAAGGCUCUGAUUACAUCAAUGCAAACUAUAUUCCUGGUUAUAACUCUACGCACGAGUUCAUCGCCACGCAGGGGCCGCUGCCCGAGACCAGGAAUGAUUUCUGGAGGAUGGUCCUGCAGCAGAAGUCUCACAUCGUCGUCAUGCUGACCCAGUGUAACGAGCGCAGGAGGGUGAAGUGUGACCACUACUGGCCGUUCACCGAGGAGCCUGUUGCAUACGGAGAGAUUACGGUCGAGAUGCUGUCGGAGACCGACUCGCCCGAGUGGACCGUCAGAAACUUCAGACUGGGAUACGCUGAUGAAACUCAAGACGUUCUGCACUUUAAUUACACCUCGUGGCCUGAUCACGGCGUGCCGACAGUCAACGCCAUUGAGAGCAUCUUACAGUUCGUUCAGAUCGUACGGCAGCAGGUCAGCAGGACCAAAGGACCCAUCGUGGUCCACUGCAGUGCUGGAGUGGGCCGGACCGGCACCUUCAUCGCUCUGGACCGGCUGAUGCAGCACAUUCAGGAACACGAGUAUGUGGAUGUCCUGGGCCUGGUGUCGGACAUGCGCUCGCACCGGCUCUCCAUGGUCCAAACCGAGGAGCAGUACGUGUUCAUCCAUCAGUGUGUCCUCCUCAUGUGGAAGAAGAAGAAGCAGCAAACGCACACGAGCGACGUCAUCUACGAGAACGUCAGCAAGUCCUAAUGAAGUCUGACUCUCCUCACAUCAGCGAUGACAGACGUGUGACAUCGACACCAGAAACCAACCAAGUGGCGGCCGCAGAGGAGAAUC
This is a messenger RNA of Sinocyclocheilus anshuiensis, 4004 nucleotides long. It is a transcript of the gene ptpro, whose product is annotated as protein tyrosine phosphatase receptor type O. The coding region runs from base 273 to 3917 and encodes 1214 amino acids. Gene Ontology annotation, cellular component: plasma membrane; GABA-ergic synapse; glutamatergic synapse. Gene Ontology annotation, molecular function: Wnt-protein binding; protein tyrosine phosphatase activity; cadherin binding. The record is from RefSeq and is a predicted model, not a curated record. The transcript is spliced from 26 exons. NCBI's taxonomy places the organism in Eukaryota, Metazoa, Chordata, Actinopteri, Cypriniformes, Cyprinidae. Gene Ontology annotation, biological process: negative regulation of canonical Wnt signaling pathway; peptidyl-tyrosine dephosphorylation involved in inactivation of protein kinase activity; axon guidance.